This is a messenger RNA of Osmia lignaria (orchard mason bee), 2181 nucleotides long. RefSeq names its product DNA damage inducible 1 homolog rngo (gene rngo). The record is from RefSeq and is a predicted model, not a curated record. Gene Ontology annotation, molecular function: aspartic-type endopeptidase activity; protein binding. NCBI's taxonomy places the organism in Eukaryota, Metazoa, Arthropoda, Insecta, Hymenoptera, Megachilidae. Gene Ontology annotation, biological process: proteolysis.
AAGUUGAAAUCUGGCGCCUCAGAUCAGAAGAAAUCGUCAGUCGACUGCGGCAGAUCCCUCGAUCUCUCGAAGCGAUAUAAGUGGCCUUCAGGUGGAACCUUGAGGCUAGCCAGUAUUUUCGCUGAGCUGGGUUGUUGUUUACAUCCAGGAGCCGCUCUUCGUACGGUCAGGCCGUGCGCGAGGGGAGCGGCAAAAAUUCUUCCGUGAAAUUUAGCAAUACUCAGAGACCCAUAGUGCUACGAAACCGUUUCUGCUGUUCUCAUUCGAUUAUCCGUGCUCCAGGGACCGACGGUAAACAAAAUGAAGGUAACUGUAACCACGCUCAGCGACGACAUCUUCGUCCUGGACGUGAUCGAGGACAUGGAACUGUCCAGUUUCAAAGCUCUCUGCGAAAUCGAAUGCAACGUUCCAACCCACGAGAUGAUGAUCGCGUUUAACGGUCUACCGCUGAUGGACGACAAGAAGUCGCUGAAGGAUCACGGCAUCCAGGAUGGCGACGUGGUUAUUUUGCAGCACAUGCAUCAGAGCGGGGCCGACUUGAACCUUCACCCCUUUAACGGAGCUAUUCCCAUGUUGGACUUCAGUACCAUCAGAGUCCCAGGAGCGCCGAGUAGUAGCCGGCAGCCAGGUCCUUCGGCCAGUGCUAUAGCGAGAAUACAGAAUCCUAGCAGCGAGGACGAUCCGGAGAUAAUAAGACAGAUGGUUUUAGCUAACCCCGAUCAAUUAGCAUUGCUUAGUCAAAAUAACCCCGAGCUGGCUAGUGCCUUAAUUUCUGGAAACCUGGAGACAUUUUCCACCGUGCUCAAAGAACAGAUUAAGUUCAGAGAAGAACGAGAGGCUCAGAGACUGAGAAUGAUGAACGCUGAUCCUUUUGACACAGAGACACAAAGAUUCAUUGCUGAAGAUAUUAGACAGAAAAACAUUGAAGCCAAUAUGGAAGCUGCAAUGGAAUACAAUCCUGAAACAUUCGGAUCGGUUGUUAUGUUAUAUAUUAAUUGUAAAGUCAACGGAUUUCCAGUUAAAGCCUUCAUCGAUACAGGUGCACAGUCGACCAUAAUGUCCGAUGCGUGUGCAGAGAGAUGCCACCUGAUGCGAUUAGUUGAUUCAAGGUGGGCUGGAAUAGCCCAUGGCGUUGGAACCCAAAGAAUUAUUGGACGCAUACACAUGGUACAAAUUCAAAUUGGAAACGAUCAUUUAACAACUUCGUUCACUGUCCUGGCUGAACAAAGCAUGGACAUGUUGCUUGGCUUAGAUAUGUUGAAAAGGCAUCAAUGCUGCAUAGACCUAAAAACGAAUGUGCUCACAAUUGGUACCACUGGUGCUGAAACACCAUUUUUAGCAGAAGGUGAGUUGCCAGAAUGGCUCAGGUUAAGUGGUUACAGCGACAUGAGUAUGUAUGACAUAGAAGAUGAUAAAAAGGGGGACAAAAAGGGUCCUCAAAGAUCAGAGGAAGACUCGUCUAGAGAUGUAAAGAAACAGCGUCGGCAGAACGAGGAUCAAGCAAGCAAUAAUGCGAGCGGAACAUCUAGUAGAAUAGGCGCAAUAGAAACGACAGUUUUUGCCCACGAUCCAUUUACAGAGGAGACGGUGAAGGAAAUCGAAUCCCUGGGUUUCAACAGAGUACAAGUUAUCGCAGAAUUACGGAAAUUUAACGGGGAUAAGGCGAAGGCGACCGACUCGUUGUUCACAAAAUCCAUAAGACUUUAAAGUAAUAGAAGAAUGAAAAAGAAAUUGUGAAUGUUUCUGUGUCUGUGCAGUAAAUUUUGGGGGGAGAAGGAGAAAGAUUUGUACUUGAUUUUUGGUAGCAAUUUUUAAUAUCAACGAUAAUAAUUGUACAUUUGAUGCACUAAAACGACCAAACGACGCUCAGGCAAGCAUGCUCGUUGCUCGAUAGCAGCAUGAAAUUUCAGAUUUAAUUUCAUCGAGCAGCUAUAAACGCAACCUUCAUUUUAAACAAGGACUACUAUAAAAGAGCUAUACAAUUGCUGUGCAUAUAUUUCCUUUUUUUGCUACGUAUGAAGAAUUUAUAAAGUAAAAAAAAAAAUCUAUGAUAUUUAAACCAUAAUUAUCGCAGUACAUAAUUUUAAGGGCAGUAAAUGGUGAAUUAAAAGAAUGUUUUAAUUUAACAGAGCAGCUUAUUAUUUUCGUGAAGGUAAAUGGGAGCGAAGGUUCUUUUAAAAA